Messenger RNA from Plasmodium gonderi, 1332 nucleotides. RefSeq names its product TatD-like deoxyribonuclease. The coding region runs from base 1 to 1332 and encodes 443 amino acids. Lineage: Eukaryota; Apicomplexa; Aconoidasida; Haemosporida; Plasmodiidae. Gene Ontology annotation, molecular function: 3'-5'-DNA exonuclease activity. The transcript has 4 exons. Gene Ontology annotation, cellular component: cytosol. The record is from RefSeq and is a predicted model, not a curated record.
AUGAAAUUGAUUUUUUAUCUUCUUAAAUGUUUUGUUAUUUUAUUAUAUACGUGCGCGAUUUUUUUAGAAACCAAAGUUGCUACAAAAUUUAAAAACAUAAGAUAUUUUAUAUCCUUUAUAAAUAACACAUUGUUGCACAGAGAAAAAAAACGUGGCCUAAAAAAGAAUAAUAAUAUAAGGAAAAUGGAAGUUCAGGAGAAUUUAUUUAUUGACAUAGGAUCCAAUUUGACUGAUAAGAUGUUUGAUGGAAUCUAUAACAAGAAGAAGCAUGAGAAUGACCUACAAUACGUUUUGAAUAGAGCCAAGAAGAACAAUGUUGAGAAGAUUAUAAUAACAUGUUGCUCUCUGGAAGACAUUGAUAAAUCUCUGAAGAUUUGUGAAACAUACGAUCCUGAGGGUAAGUUCCUUUUUCUAACUGCUGGCGUACACCCAACUAACUGCUAUGAGUUUACUGAAAAAAAUACUAUUCAGGAAAAAGAUAAACAAGCAAAAAAGGAGUAUGAGCAAUUUAUUAACUAUUUCAAAAAUGGGAAAAAUUUAGUGCCAGAAAAUCAGAAGCCUGACGAUGCUGUUGAUGCGAAAGGGCAUGCUUUAAAUUCCACUAAUGUUCAGACAAACAACGAAAAAAAUAAAAAUUCCAGUGAACCUUUAGGGAAUGUGUUUAAAAUCCCUGGUUUUUUGUAUGACAAAAAGGAUCAAAAUUAUUUAGAGAAAUUGAAACAAAAAAUAAUAAAUCAUAGCAAGAGAAUUGUAUGUAUUGGUGAAAUAGGAUUAGAUUUUGACAGGUUAUUUUUUUGCCCCCAAUAUAUUCAAAUUAAAUAUUUUAUAUAUCAAUUGAAAUUAGUUGAAAUGUUCAGACUACCAAUUUUUUUGCAUAUGAGAAACUGUUCUGAUAUAUUUUUUGAAAUUCUGGAAAAAUAUAAACCAUUAAUUGAAGAUGUAGGAGCAGUAGUUCAUAGCUUUACAGACAAGGAGGAGAUAAUUGAAAAAAUAAGCACUUACAAAAAUGUAUAUAUAGGGGUAAAUGGUUGUUCCUUAAAAACUGUGGAAAAUAUAAAUGCAGUGAAAAAAAUACCCUUAAAUCUUUUGUUAUUAGAAACCGACGCUCCUUGGUGUUCCAUAAAAAAAACCCAUGCAUCUUAUCACUUCAUUAAGGAAAAAUAUGAAAAACGGAAUUACACCAACUUAAAAAAAAUAAAAAAUGUAAUCCAAUGUGAUAACGAAACAAUAUUUAAGGAAAGGAAUGAGCCCUAUAAUAUUGUAGAUAUAGCAGAAAUCACAUAUAAGGUUAAAAGGACCAAUAUUCCGUUCGAUGCAUUUUGUGACAAGUAA